Penaeus vannamei (Pacific white shrimp) is the source of this 1797-nucleotide messenger RNA. The record is from RefSeq and is a predicted model, not a curated record. NCBI's taxonomy places the organism in Eukaryota, Metazoa, Arthropoda, Malacostraca, Decapoda, Penaeidae.
AUGCCUGCUACAGACCUCUCCGCACGCCUGUCAAAGACGCCCAUCCUGCCCCAUCUGCCUUCCUACACCUGUUAUAAGCUUCUUACGCCCUCCCGCCGGUCCCCCUGGGCGCCGUUAACUUCCCGGCAACGAUUAUGGGCCGUUUGGGAACCGCCGUACGUUGGACAAGAACUAUCCUCCGAUUACCUGUACACUGUCACGAUUGCGUAUUGUGCAGCACUACAGUACGCGUACAUUAACUCAUAUGCGCUGUCUGUGAUACAUCUCCUCCCACCAACCUCACCUAUACAGCCCGUUCAGGCCACUCUCUCAACGCGCUCUCACACCUACUAUACACCCCACCAUACUCACCAUCUCAAGAUGCUCAUACACCUCACUAAAUACACACUGCACCAUAACACUCUCCCCAAGUCUCUACAGCCUCACUCAUACACCUCCGAUCAUAAACUCCUCCCAGUACUCCAACACCGCACUAUUACACCCUCAGCCAUCACUCUCCCAGUCUCUACACCUCCACCCUAUACACCCCAUCCAUCACUCUCCCAAUCUCUACACGCACAUACACCAUCCACCAUCACUUCUCAGUCUCUACACCUCACAAUACACCCUCAUCAUAACUCUACCACAAGUCUUUCCUUACCCAAAAACCAACCCGGACGCCCCCCCCCACUUACACCUCCACCCAUACUCUCCCCAGUUCUCUACACCUCACUAUACACCUCACCAUACUUGUCCCACGUCUCUACACCCUCACUAUACACCUCACCAUACUCUCCCAGUCUCUACACCGCACUAUACACCUCACCAUACUCUCCCAGUCUCUACACCUCACUAUACACCUCAGUCUCUAUAUACACCUCACCAUACUCUCCCAGUCUCUACAACCACUCACAACUCUCCAGUCUCUACACCGCACUAUACACCUCACCAUACUCUCCCAGUCUCUACACCUCAUAUACACCUCCCAUACUCUCCCAGUCUCUACCUCGAUAUACACCUCACCAUACUCUCCCAGUCUCUGCACCUCGAUAUUACACCUCACCAUACUCUCCCAGUCUCUACACCUCGACUAUACACCCUCACCAUACUCUCCCAGUCUCUACACCGCACUAUACACCUCACCAUACUCUCCCAGUCUCUACACCUCACUAUACACCUCACCAUACUCUCCCAGUCUCUACACCGCACUAUACACCUCACCAUACUCUCCCAGUCUCUACACCUCACUCUCACCAUACUCUCCCAGUCUCUACACCGCACUAUACACCUCACCAUACUCUCCCAGUCUCUGCACCUCGAUAUACACCUCACCAUACUCUCCCAGUCUCUGCACCUCGAUAUACACCUCACCAUACUCUCCCAGUCUCUGCACCUCGAUAUACACCUCACCAUACUUCAAUUCGCGUUGAAGUGUACACCCGCGAACCAGAGUCAGCCGACAGUCGAAGCAAGGCCAAUCCAACAACAAUCUCCAACAAUCCACCAAAAAUAUCCAACAAUCUACCAACAAUCUCCAAUAAUCCACCAACAGUCUCCAACAUUCCACCAAAAAUCUCCAACAAUCCACCAAAAAUAUCCAACAAUCCGCCAAUAACCCACCAAAAGUCUCUAACAAUCUCCAACAAUCCACCAAUCUCUAACAAACCUCCAAAAAUCUCGAACAAUCUCCAACAAUCAAACAAUAAUCCACCAAUAAUUUCCAACAAUCUCCAACAAUCCACCAACAAUCUCCUACUAUCCAUCAAUAUUCUCCUACAAUCCGCCAACAAUCUCCAACACUCUCCAUCGCGAAGUUAA